Salmo salar (Atlantic salmon) is the source of this 12603-nucleotide messenger RNA. It is a transcript of the gene cep350, whose product is annotated as centrosomal protein 350. Gene Ontology annotation, biological process: microtubule anchoring. The record is from RefSeq and is a predicted model, not a curated record. Gene Ontology annotation, molecular function: microtubule binding. Lineage: Eukaryota; Metazoa; Chordata; Actinopteri; Salmoniformes; Salmonidae. Gene Ontology annotation, cellular component: centrosome.
AACCAGAGUGAAUUUACGAACGGCACUCUUCGUUCGGACUCGAACUUGAAUGCAGUCUCGUGUUGUGAAAUCACGUUUCCACCUCCCGCGAGGUUCUGCGGCACCAGUUUCCUGUAGUUAUUUUGUUAAUGGCGGACAGUCAACGUAACGGACGGGGAAAUAUCAACACUGUAACCCGGGAAAAGACAACCUGAAAGGCGGGUGGCUAAUUAUUAAUAGAAGCCUUAAACCAAACUCUCCAAUACUGAGGCUUUGAUAACAGGCGACAGACCUCUGGAAAUAAGUUAUCUGGUUGAUGCUAACAAGCUAGCUGGCUAAAAACUGACAGUAGCCUAGCUACGGUAGCAGCGGCCUGGGGUUUUGGAAAAGUUGGAAUUUCUGACCAUCAACAAAUUAGCUAGCAUCACUAGCCAUGGACAUCUAGAUCGGAGCGUCACCCGUACCGGUGUGAUGUGGAGCUCCAAGCGGAGUGAGCCACACCUGAGUCCCCCGGCGCAGCCUACUAGGCAGGACAACGGGAGAGAGCUGUCAGCUGCAUGGACAAGUCUGAAUCAGACCAAAGCUGCUUUGCGGCACAUUGAGAACCGCCUGGAGGCAGCUCCUGGCUCUGGGGUUCUGCUGGAAUCCAUCAUGGAUACAAAGAAAAGCUCUGGGGGCGCCACCAGGAAAGUCAGCCGCAGAGAUGGGCGGCGCACAGAGGACUGCUCUCAGGCAGGUGGAACCUCCAAGUCCAGCACAAGGAGUCGUCGCAGCCCAGACAAGAGCUCCCGCAGCCCAGACAAGAGCUCCCGCAGCCCCCUGAGGAACACCACACAGGACAGCAAUGUCCGUAGGAACAACUGUGUGGAGUUCAAGGAGCCUCUGGCUUCCUAUAGGGAAGCGACUCCACCACCCCUGACCUCCUCCCAGCUGGAGGCCCACAGUCUGCGGUCGGAGGUGGCUAACCCCCCUCCCCCGGACUCCCGUCUCAGCCAGCUGGUCUACCAGAGCGACACCCGAGACCAGCAAACCCGCCGAGACCUGGACAGCACACACUCGUCUGCUCUGGACAGCACCGUGGUGCGCUACCUCAACGACCGGCCCGCGCUGGAUGCCCUGCGUCCCCCAAGCCACGCUACUGCAACCAGAGACCUUCACAGGGAGGAGGGCCUGGAGGACAGGUCCAAAGCACACACCCUGGAGUGCCCGGCACCACCCUCAGCAGAGAACUCUUCGUCCUCCAGUCCUGGCUCAGCCUCCCAGCGGCUGGAAAACUUAAGGCGAAGGCAGCCGGACGACAAGCUGGAGAAGCUGAAGGAGCGGAUCCGCAGGCAGAGAGAGCACCUGGAGGAGGCUGCAGAGAGAGACGGGUUGCUGGGGUACCUGGAUCAGCCAGUGGGCAUCGCUGGAGCUGUGGAGAAAACCACCGUACCCACGGCUAAAGUGCGCAAAGUGGCAGCCGCACCUCCAGCACCUAUAUACAAAGGUUUCAGCAGUAGUGAGACAAAGAUCCGCACUCCUGAUGGGAAAGUGUGGCGAGAGGAGGAGUUCCACAACCUGAGCAGAGAGAUAUACAGAGACCUGUCUCGCCAGCUCUCAGACAGUACCAAGCCCCAGCAGCGGCCCACAGAGAAGGCUAAGGAGAGGAAGCCGUCCAAGCCUGUGAGGAAAGUCCAUAAAUCAGCUUCUGUUCCUGACCCAAAGACCAAGCCAGUGAUUAGCACCACGUCAUGGCGGGAGGGCCAGAAGAUGGUGAAGAUGGUACUGGGUCCCGCUCCACGUCUGCCUCAAGAGCAAAGGCCAGAGCCCACAGACAGACUGGCCAGGACAGGACCCCUUCCCCGGUCAAAUUCAGACCACCGUCCGGAGCUGAUGCGUCGGUCCAGACCCAGCAGCCGAGACAGGACCACCCAUCCCAACCUUCAGUCUGCAGGCCCAGCCAAGGACAGGGCCCCCAACACAGACAACCUCUCUACAGAUAUCCGGGGCAUCCUGGAUGACCUGCAGCUGAAGAGCAGAGCAGAGGAGCGAGGUCCAGCGGAUCCCAGGAGAGGUUCAGAGUCCAGGGCCAGAACCACAGCAUGGACUACUGGUGGCACCUCCUUAUGGGGCUCCCGCAGUGCCAGCCCCGCCAAGCGCAACAAGCCAGAGCCCUCAGAACCAGCGCCCAGGAAGAGGCACUACGAUGCCGACUCAGUGCGCCAGUACAUCGCCCGGCAACAGGAGGAGCGCAAGAAACGUCAGGUGGAGGAGCGGAGGGCCCAGAGGGAGGAGGCGGAGAGGAAGAGCCAACGUCUGCAGGAGCUGUACAGGAAGCAGAGAGAGGGGGUAGCCAAUAAGGGCCCUGCAGUACCGGAAAGCCCAGUACAGAAACGCCUGCAGGAGACAUACACCAAACUACUACUGGGACAGGCUCAGCUAGGAGAGGAACCUCUGCCUUCCCAGACACAGCCAGCAUCUGCCACAGUCAUUUACCAGCAGAAGUCCCUGUACCAGCCAUCCGGAGAGUCGGACAAGGAGAACAAGAGACAGGAGAGACCCCAGAGUGCCUCCUCCAGCAGUGACCUGUCUCUUUCUGAGCCUCCGCCCCCUCCACUCUCAAGGAAUGAGUUGGGCUUGGGAGUUCCAUCGUGGCUGCAGCCGGACCGCCUGAGUUCUGCAGUCAGACCCUCCACCACUCUGGCUCCACCCACCGACCAGCUCUUCUCCCCACUCUUAGGCCCGGAAAAAGCAGGGAGCUCUGGUGGGAGGGGAACCAACCCCCCAGCCCGGCCCCAGCACUCCACUCUCAAUGGAGCUGGCAACAAGACCAAGAUGAACCGCAUUGAGGCCCUGAAAGCCACCGCUGCGUCCCUGUCCACUCGCAUAGAGAGUGAAGCGAGGAAACUGGCUGGCGCAGGGAUCAACUAUAGCUGUGCAUGGGACAUGGACGUGACUGGUCUGACCCCUCCGGAUGACGGCCACUGGGCCAAGCCUGUGAGCCCACCGGUCAGAGAGAGAGCUGAUGCUGCUGACGAGCUGUCCAUGAGGAUACAGAGGCUGCUGAGUGCUGGCCAGAGCACAUACAAUGGAGCUCUCCCAGGGGUGGGCAACCUGCACAGCUUCAGAGAGCAGAGAGACAGGACCUCUGCUCCAGGCAGCAGGCCCCAGACAGCCCCAGGCCUCGGCUCCCAUAAGGAGCCAGAGUUGGAGAAGGGAGGGAAGACCAUCACCCAUGACUCCAGUGGUGAGUCCAUCAGUGAGGGCCCACUGCUGAGCGAAUGCAGCCUGUCGGAGGGCGACGGGAGCCCCCUCACCAACAUAAAGGGGGUCCCAAAACCAGCAGAGCAUCUCGGGGCUCUGGACUUCUGUGCAGGCCAGCGGGAGGGCUUCCAGCCCAUCUCUCACUUCCAGAGAGAGGCAGAGAAGUACCCGGGCCUCAGCCCCCUCUCUCAGCAACGGGACAGCAGCCGUGGCCCAUGGGAGGAACUGGCCAAGGGAAGCCCUCAUAGUGUCAUCAACAUCUUCACCAAGAACCACCUGCUCAACCACACCAAAGUUGGAGGAGAGGAGCGAGCAGACCGGAGUUCCCCUCCUGUGCAUUGUGGCCUGUCUGCAGCCAGUUUGGUGGAUGGGGCACCAAUGUAUGAGGAUGACUUUGUGUCAUCCUUUAGCAGCGGCGGCAGCAGCCAAUAUAAGAAAAGAUACAACGGACGCAGUGUCACGAGUGGGAACAGUCACUAUGAUGAGUUGAUGAGUCGCAGGUCCCCUUAUGACACCAGGACUGUAGACCUGCCAUCCCAUCACUCCUCAGGCUCCACACCAGUAUCUUCACCUCACUCAAAGGGCUCUGUGAAAAGGGGCUCUGCUUCAGACAAGAGUGAUGCCACUCUGGUGGAGGAGCAGAGGAGCCCCUGCUACCCGGGCUUGGAGGCCCUGACUAGAGACUCCAGAUGGGGAGGCUCAGUUUCCGAGAGAAGCUCUGUCCACAACCUGGUGAAGAGCGCCUACUCUGACUGUACACUAGGUGGCGCCUCGGGCGACACACUCCGCAGUUUGGGCUUGGACAAUAAGAAAUCCCCCAGAAGCCCUGGCCUGUCUCCAGCUGGCUCUCCUAUAGGCUCAGGUUCUCCUCGUGUCUCUCCAAGCAACGCCUCCCUAGCUGGGGCAGACAGCCUGGGCCUGGGGUCCGGCUCCCCUCACUCCUCAGCCCGCCCCAGCUCAUCCUCAUCCCUGUCGUCUGCAGCCAGAGCAGAGCCCAAGGCUGCAGGUGAGCUCCACUACACCCCAGGGGUGUUGCAGCAGCGUAUGUCUGCAGAACUCAAUUACCUGGAAUCGAUAGAGGAGUCAGUGCGUCAGCUGGGCGAUGUGGAGAGGCUGAGGGGCGUGUCUCUGGCUCAGCAUGAAAGCGUCUCGCUCGCCCAAAUACUCAAGGCGCAGCAGCAGCGGCACGAGCGUGACCUUUAUGAGCUGAAGGUGAAGGCAGAGCAGGAGGCACUGGAGACCCAACGUCAGCUGGAGGAGACACGGCAGAGAGCAGCCAGGGCUCACAUGGAGCUGCAGGAGAACAUGGCUCAGACCCAACAGCAGUCUCUGGGAGGCAUGCAGGAGGCCACCACUAAGAUGAUCAGCCAACAGGCUGAGUCUGUACGCUAUACGGCCGAAGCUGCCCGCCAGAUCAAAGAGAUGACCGAUCUGGCCCGUUCUCAGAUUGCUGGAGCCAUAGGUGUCCCUGCUGCUGCUCCCAUCACCACCUUGUUUGACCAGCAGAGGCAGCAUCACCAGAGCUUCAUGAAGCAGCUCCAGUCCCGCACUGACACAGACAGCUCCAGGAGUGAGGUGUCUGCUGCCUGGACCAGGACUGAGGAGCCUCCCUCUUCCCUGGACAGCCGCUCUGACUCCAUCCCCUCCAGGAGACCCACCCUCAGUGGUGGAGAGAGUAGCAGCCACAUGAGUCCCUCCCUGGCCUCAUCUGAGAAGAGGGAGAGGAGGAAGGCUGAGACGGGUAACAGCUCAGUGGAGGAGGAGGCCCAUACAGCAGCUGAUGACUCCAUCCCCAGUGACAGCGUGCAGUCCCUACUGGAUGAGAAAGACAGCACCUCAGUUGCUACAGAGUACUCUCUGAAGUUUGAUGAGUCCAUGACGGAAGAUGAGAUUGAGGAACGUUCGUUCCGCUCUCUGCUUCCCUCUGAGUCUCACCGGCGGGGAGCGGUGGAGAAGAGAGGUCCCCGCGAGGAGUCAGACAACCAACCCAGUCAGGAGAAGACCACAGAACAGGACAGCUCCAAGCAGCAGCAGCAGGAUGGCAGCAUGCCCUUCUCUAGUGGGCAGGACAGCUUCUCCAGGUUCACCAUGGACAUGGUGCGUCAGUACAUGAAGGAGGAGGAGGUGCGCGCCCACCACCAGAGCUCCCUGCUGCGCCUGCGACAGAAGGCCCUUAAGGAGAAAACCAAGGCCGAGCUCGCCUGGCUGGAGCAUCAGAAAAGGCGCUUCAGAGACAAGGGUGAAGAUGACAAGAUGCCGCCCAUCAGAAAGAAGCAAAGAGGCCUACUGAUGAAACUUCAACAGGAGCAGGCGGAAAUCAAGUGUCUGCAGGAGGCCAACAGGGCAGCCAGGAAGGAGAGGCAGCUGCUGCUCAAACAGCAGGAGGAGAUAGAGAGGAUGAGAUACACCACCCUCAAGCUGAAGGAGCGCCUGAAGUGUGCCAGCACCGGUGACACCCCACCGGAGACUCCAGUGUCAGAGCCCAUAGAUGUGACAGCUUCCCCCAGUGCUGCGAUAACAGACGGGGACGUGCGCAGUGCCUCUCCCCUCUCAGUGUCUGGCAGUGAGACCAGCAGCAUCAUGCAGAAGCUCAAGAAGAUGCGCUCUCACAUGGAGGAGAAACACUGCUCUCCUGUGCACUACUUCUUCUGUGUGUUUACGGCCCACCACUGGGCCUCUCUCAGUCUCUGUUUCCCCAAUCUCCAUCCCAACCUCCAGCUGUUUAUCUACAACCAGUUGGUCAGGUUCCUGACCAAGCGGGAGCAGGGUUUGAUGCAGCGGCGGAGGCAUGCGGAGGAGCUGCUGGAGUGGAAGCAGAGGCUGGAUGCUGAGGAGGCAGAGGUGAGGCACAUGGAGAAGCAGGCCGUGGCUGCCUGGGACAGAGAGUGUCCUAGAGACCAAGGCCAGAGGUCAGAACAGAGAGAGAGCCCCAACGCCAGCCCCAACGCCAGCCCCAACGCCAGCCCCAACGCCAGCCCCAACGCCAGCCCCAACGCCAGCCCCAGCCAGCACAGCCCUGAGGGCAGAACUGACAGAGACUCUGUGAGUGAGGGUGACUACUCCCCAGUGGUGACUGGCUCCAGCGUGCACACAGAGCUAUCUGGGUCCCAGCAGCCAGACAUCCCCUCCACUGAUCAGCCUUGCUCUGUCUCUGAGCUGCCCUCUGCCCAGCACAGCCCCUCUAUCUACACCCAGGACUUUGACUCCCCCUCUGCGAGCAGGAGGUCUCCUUCACCAAAAGCCAGUCUCGACACUAACACACACCCAGAGGGCAGCAGCAGCAAGAUGCAGCUCUGCUCCUUCUCCAGGACCGCCAGCCACGACCCCAAGGCCACUGACACCCCUUCAGGCAUACACACAGAGCCCAUGUCAGAUCAGAGAGACAUCGAGAGCCGUAUCCGUGCCCUGAAAGAGGAGCUGCGCAAACGCAAGUCUGUGGUGUACCAUCUGAAGAAAGAGCAGAAGAAGAGGCACAAAGAGCGUCUGAAAGCCCAGGAGGCCAGCCUACUGAAGCAGCUAGAGUCCUAUAAUGACUUCAUUGAGAAGACCAAGACUGAGUUGAAUAAGGAACCAGACUCGACACCCUCUGCCAAGCCUCAAAUCAAGGCCCCCAUCUCAGCCACAGAGAAGCCCAAGAUUAAACCACCACCUCCUUACAGGUCUGAAACCAGCAAAAACUGGAAGGUUGUCUCUGACUCUGAGAAAGCUGAGAAGACCCUUCCACAUUCUCCAGUUGGAAAAGAUGACCUCACACAAUCUGGGCUCAGUAAAUAUACCUCAGGGCAUGAGGAGUCCUUAGACGAGGACCCCCCUACAGUCACCCCAACUCCAGUGUAUGGGAGUCCAGAGCACACCAACGGUCUAAGGGGCCUACUGUCCCCCGAGCAUCUCCCCAGGCAGCCUUCUGAGGGGGCACUCCCUCUGAGGGAGCCAGCCAGACCACAGGCCACCGACUCGGGGGAUGAGAGCGUUGACUCCAGCCUCCGGUCAGAGGUCAUGGAGGAGCUGGACUCUGUGAAGUCUGAAGGCUCUGAGCAUUCUCAUUCCCGUUCUGAAGACCGACACUUUGACCAUCUACUCAAACUUGACCUAGAGCAGAGACCAGCUUCCCAGCAGCACCAGUCUCAGUCUGAACAUGUUUCUUUAAAGAAAGGAGAACAAGGGCUUUCCCCGAUAAGCAGUCUUGAUGUUGAUGAGAAAUCACCAUCCCCCAUUAAAGAGCGACCAUACAGCCCUGAGUCUGAUGCUAUUUCAUCAAAUAGGGACUUUUCAGCCAAGGGUAAGGAGGCUUCUCCUUCAGCUGAUGAUUAUCAUGAAGACUUUGAAUCCUCAGUGGAGUCGUCACUCAGGGAGGACAACCAAGGCUCCAAACCUACCUCACCGUCCCGCCAAGAGACCAGGGAGGCUUCCCACAAUAGGUCACCCUUCUACAGUAGUGAGGAGGAUAUCGGUGAAGAGCUGAGUGAAAGAUCUGGAGCUAGUUGUGGCAGUCCUUGCUCUGAAAGACUUCUGGGCCUGAAGAGCAAGACCAAGGAUUCCCAGGAGAAGGUCAUUAGUUCAAACCGCUCCCCAACUAUCUCCCCUUCCCAGACACCACCUUCACAAUCAGUGGAUGAAAUGCCUAACUUCACCAUUGGGGACAGGGUUUUAGUGAGCAACGUCCAGCCUGGUACGCUUAGAUUCAAGGGCCACACCAGCUUUGCCAACGGCUUCUGGGCUGGAGUAGAGCUGGACAAGUUUGAGGGAAGCAACAAUGGCACCUACAAUGAGGUGGUUUACUUUGAGUGUGAAGAGGGCCAUGGCAUUUUCGCUCCUCCAGACAAGAUCUCCCAUCUGCCAGAUAAGUUUGAGAUCUAUGUGGAAACCACAGAGGAUGAGGACUCUUUCCUUGACGACCAGUCUGAAGACGAGCCAAAGAAACACCACAUUGAGAAGACACGCGGGGGGAAUCUGAGAAAUAGAAAAGAGGAAACAUCUCAGAAGAGUUAUGAUUCUGAAGACAAAGGACCUACUGAUGUGAAUGAUGGUCCAGCUGAACACAAGAUAAACCUGACCAACUCGCAUGAGUUCAAAGAGGGAGAGUAUCCAAUGUCCAAUGGAAGAACCAAGACAAUCAUUCUGGACCUUGAAGAUGUGCCUACCAGUCUCUUCAGCACUAACAUAGACAGUAAGAUAGCCUUGGGGAAGAAAACUCUUAAUGAGACCACUACCCUAAUUGAGAGGAAAGGCCUAGAUGCCCAUCAGAAGUCUACUCCAGAGCAAACCGUGGAGAAAGACGCCCUCAGUGCUUUUGCAGAUAAGCUCCUCAACAACUUCAUGAAAGAUGCUGUGAAGCAAUUCGCACAGAUCAGAAAGGCCAAAGAAGAGAAGAUAUCAGCUUCUAAUCAAAUGCAAGAUUACCUUUUUAAUGAUGUGGGUGGGGAGACUGUCUCCCAACCACAGUCUGUAGCACAAAGAGAUGGUCUGCCCUUCUUCCUAGAUGCAGAGCAAGAAGAGCAAGUCUCCUCUCCAGAACUCCGUAACCGGCCUGAGAGUCCAGUGUUGGGGGCCAGUGGUCAGGAGGAGUUGGCCAAACGUCUGGCUGAGCUGAAGCUGAGCCGCGAGCUACUGGAUGAACUGGGAGACGAGCAGGACUGGUUCGAUGAGGACUAUGGCCUCAGCUCUCAUAGAGAGCAGCAGAGACAGAAACGGAGGCAGCAGCAGGAAGAAGAGGGGCUGUCUGCUGGCUCAGGAUGCCAGGUGAAGACCCCACCCAGACCAGAGCUGCCCCUGCAGCCCAAGCUCCCUGAGCAGCCUGCUAUGGUGGUUCCCCACUCCGCCCCUGAAGUGGAGAAACUGGUCCAUGCUGCCACCCAGGAGAUCUGGGACAGAUUUAAACUGGGCCAGGGCACACAGACCCUCGCUGGUCUCCCCGUCCUCAAGCCUUCAGAGGAGUUCCUGGGCUGCGAUACCAUAGGUCAGGAUAAAGGUCAAUGUGUUCGCAGCUACAGACAGGCUGUAUAUGACUUAACAUGGGAGAUCAUCCAGGAGAUCUUUGCAGAGGAUCCUAACGCCCAUCAGCCUCAGUGGGUGAAGCCUCGACGCAUGAACUCCUCCUACUUCCAUAGAGUAAAGAGCCCUGGCGACAUAACCAGGGUUCAGGUGUUCAUCACCACUGAGGUGUUGAAGCUGUAUGGCCUGAAGAAAGACUACAACCAGAAAACAGAUUGGCAGAAGAUGUUGAAAUUCGGGAGGAAAAAACGGGAUCGAGUAGAUCAUAUUCUGGUCCAGGAGCUUCACGAGGAAGAGUCUCAGUGGGUGAACUAUGAUGAAGAUGAGCUCUACGUCAAGAUGCAGUUGGCUGACGGGAUCUUUGAUGCAUUAAUAAAGGACACAGCAGAAGUUCUCUCUCAAAUUCAGGAGAAGAGAUCAAAAAGGGCCCUUUCCUGAGCUUUUAAACCUCUGUUUUAAACCCACCUUCCAACAGACAUUUCCUCCCACAGCCAAUGUGCCAAUGAUCUCCGGAUGCCUUCAUUUCAGUCAAACUGGUACCUCUCUGCUACACAGAUUUGGAUCAGCUAAUUGUGGAUCUACCACGUCUUACACCAAACAUCUUUGAUCCAGCCUUUAACCAAUAUGUAAAGCCUCCCACGCUGGCCCACCUGUUCAUGGCCAGUCAAAGAUGGAGUAGGCCUUGUUUUGCAUUAAAUUAAUCAAUGCUGCUAAAUGUAAUGUUCCAUGACAAACUCAUGGUUUUUGUGAUGAGCACAGGGGUAAUUUGACAAGACACUAAAGACAGCGGCAUUGAGAAGCAGUCUGGGUCAUCUACAAACGGGACGAUAAGGAUUAGAGUAUGGAAGAGUCAUUGGGGUUAUCAGAUUUUUUUUUAAAUUAUAGUAUACAAAUAAAUAUUUUGCCUCCUGUAUUGUGAUAUUUAUUGUGAACUAUUUGAUUAGGAUUUUUUUUUUUUUUUUGAAUUUGUAAGUAAUCUUGCUGUUAACAUGUUUAGAAACAAAGUUUAUUUUAGCAUUUUGUAAAACAGACUGAUGAAAUAACAAAGCACAAAAAUAAAUGGGAAUGUCAAAAUGGCAAUUCAUUGUAUAGGGAUUUAAAGGGAAUUUUGUUGAAAAUACCUGCAAAGAUACCUAUUUGUAUUUAAUAUUUAAAUAUCUUAAUAUUAGUAAUUGAUGGAUUUGAACACUGUCCCUUUUCUUCCAUCGUUUUACCUGUUAAUUAGCCUCUUGGCCACAAACAGAUACCAAGAGGUUGUACACGGUUAGUUUAGAAACCUUUCAUUCUGUCAUGCUGGAUUCAACCCUUAAGAUGAGCUUUUUACCUGUUUCAGUUAAAGUGCCUCUUUUUUUUGUUCUGUAUGAUUAUGAAUUGCCUCACUCAAGAAGAGCAACACAAUUUACAGGCCUUAAACGCUGUUUCUACUCUUACGGACCUCCUUUCUUUUAAUGUUAUUUACAUAUAUACCAUGUUUUUCAUAAAUACCUAAAGGAUAACUGUUCCCCAACUGGGUAAACCUUCCGUCUCUGCCUUAUUCUGUGUCUCCCGAAGCAUAGUUCUAUCAGAGAACACCUUGAAAUCCCUCAUUUGCCUUUUUGGCAUUUGAGUCACUAAUUCAGAAACAUUAGAAAUGCAAUACAGACAAGCAAGUAUUGCAUUUCUAAUGUUUCUGAAGCAGUGACUCAAAUGCCAUUUAUGGUAGGUAGAUAAACUAGCUUCUGUGUCGUUAUGCCUCUGUGGGUGUCACUGAUGAUGCACAUUUGAUAUACUGUAAUGGAAUCAAGUGUUCUCGCCAUUCGUCCACGAACACAAUGGCUUUUGCAUCAUGGUAACAAGUGAGUCAUGGAUUAAUCUGUGUGGGUCGUAGCAUUCAACAUCGAUGUUCAAGGGCUUACUCUUCUUUAGCUAUUUCAGUCCAAAAAUACUGUGCUGUAGCUACAGAUGAAUUUAACAUGCAUGACUAUGCUUGUCAACUGUAAUGUCUGUUAGCAAAGUGACUUUAAUGGUGGUAUUGAAAGUUUUCAUACCAAUUAGCAUUUACCACCACUGUUCUUGUACUGGACGAAGGGGUAGAUAUUUAAACUGUCUAUUGCUAGGGCUCUGACUGUACAUUUUCCUUUGAUACCUGUUUCUCCAUGAUAUGCCUAGUUUCCGGUCCCUAGAUGUGUUUAAUGAGAGAACUAUGAUGUGAUUAGUACCAAGGAAAUGCAUUUCCACAAGGCUGUGUAUUGCAACACUUCCUCGGGGAUUGACAUUUAGGGAUGCCCUAUUUUGGGGCGGCAGGUAGCCAAGUGGUUAGAGCGUUGGGCCAGAAACCGAAAGGUUGGUGGAUCGAAUCCCCGAGCUGACAAGGUAAAAAUCUGUCGUUCUGCCCCUGAACAAGGCAGUUAACCCACUGUUCCUAGGCUGUCAUUGUAAAUAAGAAUUUGUUCUUACUUGCCUAGUUAAAUAAAAAAAUACCAAACUGCAAAGAAUUUAAUAAGCCUAAAAUUGAUAUUUCUGGGUCCUCCCAGUUAAGUGAAAGAACAUUUGUGUGGCAAGUUGAGCCUGGUGAGAUAUUAUUUGUACUGACAACCAUUAUACUAAGAAUAUCAGUACUGAUGUUUCUGAUUCCUCCCAUAUGUGUAGGUGAAAGGCAGGCAAUAUGACACUUCUGAGUGUAAAUACGACUAAUAAAACUAAAUGGCUCAUUUACAUUUAUUGGGAAGUGAUCAUAAUCUUCGGGUAACUGAAAAAUACUCCUGACAUGUCUAGAAUGCUUAAAAAAUGCUUAAAAAAAAUCUCAAUUGAUUGUAGUUUGGGGAUGGAAUGUCCCAUUUAUAUCUAUGCAGUAUUUGUUGGAUACAUUGUUUUACAAGCCAGCUUUGUAGUCUCAUUGAAUAACAAUGUAGUUGAAGUUCUCUGGGCCUCCCAUAGGACAGUCAAAAUGCCUCAAAUAGAGAUGCUGACUAAUGGAGAGUAAAUUAUAAAAAUAAAAAGUGUCACAUGAAUUAUGCUCCCAAACAUUUAAUGGGAAUAACAACCACCGUUUCAGCAUGCAGUGCCUUCAGGGUUCCCUUGCUAUGAGGACAGGGAUUUCUAUUCCAAAAUGGUUAGAUAAUCAAAUGACUUGUAGACUAGUGAAAUCUUUUUGCAUCUUUAAAGUGUAUGAAUAUUUAUAAUAAUGUACUACUGUGAGAGAUGCAGGUGCACUUGAAGACUUGUACAUUGUUUUAUGGGGUGUUCUUGUAUAUUCACAAUCUCCUGUUGGAUCUUAAUCACUAUUGAACCUAUACGGUUAUUGUAAAAUAAACACUGUUCACUUUGCGGAUAUGUAUAUAGUAUACAUAUAUAUUUGUUAACUAAAUUGAACUUUGAAAUUGUAAAUAAAGCUUUCAUUAUUUCCACAUA